Hemisphaericaspora subhashii is the source of this 486-nucleotide messenger RNA. Its product is annotated as mitochondrial 37S ribosomal protein mS41. The transcript has a single exon. Gene Ontology annotation, cellular component: mitochondrion. The coding region runs from base 1 to 486 and encodes 161 amino acids. NCBI's taxonomy places the organism in Eukaryota, Fungi, Ascomycota, Pichiomycetes, Serinales, Debaryomycetaceae. The record is from RefSeq and is a predicted model, not a curated record.
AUGUUGAGAUCAUUACUCGGGGUUCAAAGUAUACGCAGUAUUGCGAGACAAACUAUAACUAAACCAAUCCUUCCAGUUUCAUUUUCUUUUAUAAAUAGACAAUUUUCCUCAUCACCAAUAGCAUACAGAAUUAAUACAUCCACAAGAACCAAAGAGAAUGUUCAUGAUUUAGAAACUUUCUUAACAUUGAUUGGUCGUAACUGCAUUGAACAUAAAGAAUUAUUCGAAAAUGAUUUAGAAACGUUUUUGGCCACGACAUCCAAAAAAAUGAAAAAUAUGGGUAUUGAUACACGUACUAGAAGAUACUUGUUAAGAUGGAAGCAUAAAUUCGUGAAUGACUUAGAACCAUUGAGAGAACAUAAAAGAGGAGUAAAGAAGAAUGGAGGUGAAAGAAAGGCUAAAGCGGUAUUGGCUAGAAAGAAGGCUCUUGCAAGAAGGGAAGCUCUUGAAAAUGCUGGUGAAGAAACUGAAGACAGAAUAUUCUAG